Hemicordylus capensis (graceful crag lizard) is the source of this 4905-nucleotide messenger RNA. It is a transcript of the gene ERMN, whose product is annotated as ermin. The record is from RefSeq and is a predicted model, not a curated record. NCBI's taxonomy places the organism in Eukaryota, Metazoa, Chordata, Lepidosauria, Squamata, Cordylidae. Gene Ontology annotation, cellular component: filopodium; paranode region of axon; neuronal cell body. Gene Ontology annotation, biological process: regulation of cell projection organization; actin filament organization; morphogenesis of a branching structure. The transcript has 3 exons. Gene Ontology annotation, molecular function: actin filament binding. Bases 153 to 944 code for a protein of 263 amino acids.
GCUACAACAACUUGAGGAGAAGGGAAACUUGUUGCCUCUUCAAGGAAAUUUUUAAAAAGCAUUUGUUGACAGUCAAUUGGUAUUGAUUUCUACAGCAGUUACAGAGUAAAAUUACCCCUGGACACAACAAACCACUGGAUCCUACAGUAAUCAUGACAGAAGACAUUCCAGUUCCAGCCAGCAUACCUGAGUAUAAUCGGAAUGUGCCCUCUGAAAAACCUCAGCUACAGGUCAUUGAUAUUAUUGAUCAAAUAGCAAAUUCUGUUGAGAUAUUUCCAUAUGAAAGCACAGAGCCUGGCUCUCCAUUUAUACAAGGCAAUCAAGAAGAAGCCAAUCAUUUAGUAGAGAACGCAGCAUAUGAAGUUUCAGGUGAGGAGAAGGAACUUCAAGGAAAGGAAGAGGGAAACAAGGACAGAAAAUCUGGCAUCUUUUCCCAGGAAACCAGAGACUGGGGAAAAGAAUCUGGAAAAGGGCUUUGUGAAGAUAGUUCUCCGGGAAGCACCGAAGAACAUGAGGUAUCUGAGCAGGAAGAAAUGAAAGCACAGCAGCCUUGUGAGGAAAAGGCCUACUGCACUAAUGAGAUGGAGGAGGAUCAGGAAGGAGUGCAGUUGUGUGAACCUGUGGAGAAAAUUCAAGAGGAAACAUCAUCAGAAGUACAUGAGAAUGCAACAGAGGGAGAUUUGGAUGGCACAGAAGAAGGAACGCAGAAGGAAAGCAAUGGGGCGUUUCAUAAAAAAGAGGAGAACGGCAGUAAAGAAUUCCUUCCCAUGAGUCCCAGCUGUAACUCUCCGAUUGAGAAAUGUGAUGAGCAGACAAGCUCAGUGAAAAAAAAUGAUAUAUCCCGGCACAGUUAUUCUCGAUACAAUACAAUAUCUUACCGGAAGAUCCGGAAAGGGAACACUAAACAGAGAAUUGAUGAAUUUGAGUCCAUGAUGCAUUCAUAAAUAGAAGCAGAGAAUUUGAUCAGUAUGCUGCAAUCUCCCGCCCCCCGCUCCCCGGGACAGUCCUCCACUCUACCUAUAACAACAAGCUAUCAAAAUAUCCUUUGUGGCUUUAAUCCAGCUAAAUGUCGUCAUGACCAAGGCAGUAAUCCUUUGCAUCCUUUCUUGAGAGUAAACCCCACUGAGCACACUGAGACUUACUUCUAAGUAAAUAUGUAUGGAAUUGGGUGGCAUGAUGCAAUCCUAAGCACACUUACCUAGGAAUUAGUCCUACUGAAUAUAGUGGGUCUUACUUCUGAGUAAAUAUGCAUAAGAUUGGGUUGUAAAAUUCAUUGAAAUUUACAACAGAACAAGUUAAGCAUCAUGACUAAUUUCAGUUCCACUGCUUUUCAGCUUAUUUGAGCUGGACUGAGGCCAGUAUGUGUAAUUUGAAUAUAGACUUCAAACAUGUAACUUUUCAUCAUGAAGUAACAAAUAAACAGCUGGAGGAGAUACAUCAGCAGCUUGAUAUGUUUAACAUCACUUGAUUUUAAUUAUACCCCCGCUUCCCCCCACUUUUGGUACUGGAAUUGAGAGAAUAGACAGUCUUGGACUAACUGGUAAUCUUUUAAAUGCAUACAAAAUAAUCAAGACCAUUGUCUAGUCCGAUGAUUUCCUGACAAUAGACAAGAAUAGAGGGUGCGGCUACAAUAAUAAACGAGAUAACUCUUUUGCACUUGCUUUGGUCUCUGUCUUAGCGGGUUAUGUUACCAUGUAAUAUAAUAUAAACCAUCUCCAACAACCAUCUGUCAGUUUUCCCAGUGUUACUCUAUGUUGUGAUAAAACAAUUGUGUACUAACAUUUGCAUUAGCUAGUCAUGUUGGUCUUUGACUGUAGGUUUUGAAAAAUGGAGUCCAGUAGCACCUUUAAGCCAUCCGCACAAAUGUGUGGUGUAGAAGUGUGCUUCCAGUCAGAAGUGCCUCUUUUGUUAAAAACUACCAUACAAGAGGCUUUUGUCAGGACUGGGAUGUGUGGGAAAAGGGAGGUUUGCUCUUUCUCUGUUUCAAAAAUUGCCUGCCAUCUAAAGCAGCAAUUUGUUCCUGAAGUGAUUAUUUCCUCAAUUUGCCACUUUGAAGUAAAUAGCUUUAGGGCACAAAUAGUCACUUCAGGAAGGCAGUUUUCAGUGGGAAAAAUGUGCAGGAAAAAAUGAGCCUCCUCCAUGCAUUCCCUGCUCCUGCCUAGGUUCAUCCCUGUGUGGCUUUUUUUUUUAAACAAAAAGAAAGCAAUUCCAGUUGGAAGCACACAUUUAGAGUAUACCUUUUGUGUGCACAUCUAACUUGACCCUAAGAUGAAGGUAGUAAUCCCAUACACAUUUACAUGGAAGUAAGGAUCAUGUAACACCAUGAGAAUUCUGAGUAAACUAGGGAGGACAGAGCUGAUGGACUGCAAUCCUGUACACACUUCCUAGCUUGGAAUAAGUUCUGUCAAAUUCUAUGGGUCUUAUUCAGAGUAAGCAUGCCUAAGAUUUGUUGCAUUCCCAUUCACACUUUCUAGGUAGUAAAUUCCAUUGGAAUUAAUGAGACCAAUUUUUGAGUAAAUAUGCUUAAAUUGGACUGGCUUAAGUUUCAUUAGUAGCAAUUUUUUGUUUUACAGCUGCUUUCCUUACAACCACGAAGUAAUCGAAUACAGAUUAACUAAGAAGUUAUUCAGAAACAGCUCCAUUUUCUCCCCCCCAACCUUUCCCUAUAAUCUCCACCCUGCACACUCUCUCCAGGAUCCCCACUGGAACAAACUUCUAAACAAUAAAACAUAAAAGAUACUGGAUAGAAUACAACAGUUUUCUUGAGUUGUAGGUGCCAGUGUUGGAAUUGUUUGCAGUAAUUAAUAUAGCCCGUGAAACCUUAUGCCCAAUUCAUAAAAUUGGUGUUAAACAUGCUCAUGGGCUUGGUUUGUCAUUGCAUAAAUUUGUAAUCCCAAUUAGAAUUGAUUGGUCCAUUUCACAAGCAAAUAAUUAUAUAUCCGAUAUUCCCACCAAAACAAUUACACUUUGCAAUUUCAUCUGCCAAAUACUUUCAUCAUAUUUAAACCAGAAUCUGAUAUUUUCAGCAUUACAUACUUAGUAGCAACUGUUAAUUUACAACCUGAAUGUUGACACCAUGUACAUUUGUGAAUGCACUUUUAAAAUAUAUUUACUUCAACUAUUAGAAAUCCAUAGUUAAUCUACUGAGAAUAUUUUGAAAAUGCAGGGUUCCAUGUUUUGUAAAAUCUUUUUUUUUAGAAUAAACUUUUAUUUUCAAAAUGGAAAUAGAUUCUUUUCCUUCCCCUCAUCCUUAUAUUUUAGCAAAUAGGAUGAAAUACAAUUGAAAAACCUUUCAAAUCCCACUGAAUAAUAUUUCCAGCAGGUGAAAUGCAACACCUAUUGGCAAAAUGGGGUAAUUAGUAGGCUUGUGCAGUCAGAUCAGAUGACCUCUGCUGGUCUUUGUCAAAGAGACUUCCAAAAUGACAGUUGGGAAAUGCUGAGUUCUGACAUCUCUCUCAGACUCCUGCCUUGCCCCCGCUUGCUCCUCCCACUGCUUUACCUGAGGCUGACCGGGUGCAGCAGGAGGAGGCAGCUUCAUGAGGAAGGCUUCUCUUAGGCCCAGAGGGAGCACUACAGAAGCCACCUCACCUUCUUCGGGCUGUACUGUAUUUUAAAAGGCACUUUCCCCACCCUUAAAUUCUUUUUUAGGUCCUUAAGUAGCAUAAGAGUUUCUAGGAUUCAUUUCCCCCCCCCUGAGGUUGCAGCCAUAGACCAAGCGGUACAGUCCAGCUGAAGAAAAAAUUGACAUUAAGGCAAGAGGCAGUGAGAAGGAAGGUGGACUUCAAAUAAAGAUUCAGGCCUUGGGCCUUACAGGGUCUUAAAGGGGGCCUUUAUUUCUUGAGCUUUGCAAAAGAAAAACUAUGUGAAAUUUGGCCUGCUAACUGGGCAAAGAAGCACUUUUCAAAGGGUGAUUAUUAUUAAGCAAGGGGAGAGAGCAACUGUCCCUAUCCAAGUCCAGCACAGCAUCCCUCCAGGGACUAUAGUGGAUGUUUACCUUUGUGUUUCUUUUUAGACUGUGAGCCCUUUGAGGGCAGAGAACCACCUUUUCCUUAUUCCCCCUUCCCCCCACAUAAUCCAUUUUGCAAACUUUUUUUGUUGAAAAAGCAGUAUAUAAAACAUAGUAAUAAUAAUAAUUAAUAAUAAUAAUGUUCAAUGUAAUUUCCCCCUGACUUGUUUUUCAAGUGAAAAGCAGCCUCUGGGAGCUGCAGUAAGUGGUGGAGAAAAGGUAGAUGACAAGGGACAAUUCAUUCUUUCCCUACCAGAGGUUUCCUCUCUCCAAAUCUUCCCCUCUAUAAGGCUGUGCACAGUAGUGGCCUGUACAGGUGUGGGUGGGCAGUAAAUGAACCACAGGUGCUCUUGCAAAUGAGCAGCCUGCUUUCCUGAGGUCAACAUGGUGGUGAGGGAGGUGAGGCAGAAUAAGGCAGCCAGAAGAGAGUGGGAACGAGCUGCACCUGAGGCUCAUUUACUGCUCCCCGGUUUGCCUCACACCUGCCAUAUGAACAGGCUGGCCAUUGAACUUGCUGGUCUCAGGUAGUAUGUUCAAUAACCACACACGAAGCCUUUGAAAAACCUGACAUAUGGAAAGCUUCUUCUGUGCUUGAUUCCGCCACUGAAGAAAUGUGGGGGAAGUGUUGCUGGGAAAAGGGUAACAUGGACAUUGGCUUAGAACUGGAGGCUGGAUCUAUAGGGGCCUAUACUACUAAAGGGUUCCUUGAUAAUGAGUUUUGUAUUUCUGGCAGGGUCAAAUAUUGUUUUGGAAAAAAUCUGUUCAUCAUACAAGGCAAUUCUUUAUUGUCUAAAUUAAAAAAAAAGACUGUCCUGUAUUGUACAAACUAAACAGUACCCUCAUUGUACAAAUGUGAGCUGUUUGUUUGCCCUCUGGCUUGAAUAAGCCCUGACGAUAUC